Molecule: messenger RNA, 3195 nt
Organism: Exophiala xenobiotica
Lineage: Eukaryota; Fungi; Ascomycota; Eurotiomycetes; Chaetothyriales; Herpotrichiellaceae
Exons: 2
Coding region: 67-2145 (692 amino acids)
Biological process (GO): intra-Golgi vesicle-mediated transport
Cellular component (GO): Golgi apparatus; COG complex
Source: RefSeq, a predicted model, not a curated record
CAUUCCUGUGUUGAUCUGGUCAUAUCUGCAUUCCCGAAAGACCAAUUUGGGUUGAUUUUGGUGGCUAUGGACCCGGGAACCACUAUAACGAGAUGGCAGCAAGCUUUCGAAGAAUAUCGGAUUCCUACAACACGCGCGAUCGAAAAGCAGCUUCGCGCCAGCGCUUCAAGAGACAAGGAAAAGCUUCGAGGUCUGGUCGGAGGCAGCUAUCGGGAGCUUCUCGCAACUGCAGAAGCAAUCGUAGUUCUAGAAGAAAAGACAAAACUGGUCGAACAUCAUGUUUCAACUAUAAGUCACAACUGUAGGCCACCACAACAAGAUGUCUCCCGUCGUCCGCCACCGCCCCAGAAGGGCACAUUGGCACAGUUUCGAUUACUGCAAAGAUGCUAUACGACUUCAGCUACUUUCUUGCGAAGCCAAGAAACCCUGCAAUGCUCCAAGCUGAUACUCUUAUCGCGAUUACUGCUGAGAUCUUUGGGCAAUGAGACAUCGUUGUCACAGAGCCUCGAGCACCUGAAGAACAGAUUUGGCGCCCUUCGACGGCAAUUGCUCCGACAGAUCGACGCCAAGCUAAUCAGUCCUGACUCCAGCGUUCGGGUCCUGCUCGAAGCGAUUUGCUCCUACUGUUUGGUGACCGGUGUCUCUUCAGAAGAUGCGCUUGCCCACCUCCGCCAACUCAGACUCGAGAAGCUACGACGGCGACUGGACACAUUCCGGACACAAACCACUAUAGCCGAGGCUCUCCAUUAUCAACUCAGUUCACUCCAGACUUUCAAGACUUUGACAGGACGUCUUGUCACUGAAGCGGCGAACAGCCUCCAAGGGCAGGCCAUUUUGGCUGACGCUACUAUCAGAGAAGGCGAUUCAUUGGAUCUCGACAGGAUAUGGCCGUUGCUAAGCGAUGAGAUCCGAUCAUUCGUCCCAUACUUCAAACGGAGUGCCCCAACUGCAGAAGAGCUGCAAGCCAAAUUCGAAGCUUGGUCCCAGGACGUAUGUCAGAUACUUGUCAAAGCAGUUGAUGAGCAUCUUUCCGAGGUGAAUGAUGUUACAAAGGUCCUGGCUUUGCGAAAUGAACUCUACAACAUCCUGCUGCCGGUAUUCUUCUCCACUCCCGCGAGCAGAGAUAUCAAAGAAGACAUUCGGCGGUCGUUGAACAAAAAGUUGGACGACAUCUGCCAGGCUCAAGGUUCACAACUAAGCCGAAUCACUGAGACUCUGGUGGACACAACAAAUGCCGGUAAACGAGGCAAAUCCAUCUGGGACCCUGAAACAGUCCAGACACCUUUGCACAAUGGAGGCUCAAAGAUGAUCAAGUGCGUCAAAGUUCGGCAUUCAGGUCUCAGUGCAGGGCUGUCGAGGGCGACCAAGUCUCUCUAUGCCUGGAUCUCGGAUGUGCAUACAACAAAGGACCAGAUCGACGGCUUGUUCAAGAUCCGUUGGAGAGACAUGGUUGAAGAACCAGACGAAGACCAGGAGGAAGAUGCACAACUCCUUGUCCAGAUGCUCUGCAAAGAAGACCCGACACACUACAACAAGACUCUGCAAGGCUCAUUACGGAAUGCAAUAUCGAAACACGAGGCGAAACUGGCAACAGCUGCUUCUGAAGCGGUUCGGCAGCCUUCGGAUAUCUCCCACGCCGUAUACUUGGUGCGUGUGAUCAGAGUCUCAACAGAAAUCCUGCAAACGGCCUUUACGGACGAGGUGGAAACGACGAAACUCGCCGAAAGCGUCCCUCAACUGCACCAGGUCAUAGCGGCUGAAGUAGUCCGUCGGCUGUCUGAAGCCAGCGGAAGUGGCAGGAAAAUACGAAAAUGGAACAAGGAGCAAUUACCAGAGAACAUGCCUUCCCCCGAGGCGUUCAUGACUCUGCGGCGAUUGUGUCAGAUAAUGAGUGAUAUUGGUGGAACGGAUUUAUGGUGCACUUUUGCCGUUGCUCUGGUCAAAAAAGCCGUCGCAGCCGAUGUCUUUGACGCGGAGAAAAAGGUCAAAUACAUCGAAACGGACUUUGAUGAGGCGUAUCUCAGACUUGCGUUGGAUCACGGCUCGGAAUCGUCGAACGCGAGCCCAUCUGAGUCGAAGCAAACAUCCCGAUCCGAGUCAGAGUACUGGACGAGGACAAAGCUACUAUUUGGAGUGCUUGCUUGAAGAGGCCCUCAGAAAUGAAAAGCGAUCUAGUCUCGAGACAUUUCUACAACUUCAGCUUGACCGGCUUCUUCUGUCCUUCCAACGCUUGUACGAACGCUUUACCUGCUCUCUCCUCUGCCUGCAGAAUAUGUUCGGCCACAUUUCCCUCGGGCGUCGCUGCUAGCCACUGUUCGAGACUAAAGUCCUCGAACUUUGGUGCCCUGAACAUUUCCAACGUCUCAACUUCGUCCGUGUCACUCAAAUUCUCCACGAAAUGUCCAUCGACUUUGGCACAAUACCAACAUCGCCGGCCAUAUAAUUGAAUGUGCGUGCGGAAUUGGACGACGCAAAUACGGUGACCCUUGCACGUCCGCUGAUGAAGUACGACCACUCGUCAGCAUUAGGAUGCCAGGUGCAUCUCUCGAAGACCGCCGCGAGGAAUUGUGACAUGUGCCGCCGCGACUGUCGAGCUGAUGGGGAAAUUCGACUUGUCCGUGAUUCGCACCGUCCCGCCACCCUGCAGCUUCUCUGGUUUCUGCGCGAGCAUUUUAUGCGUGAACUCGAGCUUAGAUUUCUUCACACCUUGCUUCUUCGAUCCUCCUCGUCCAUGCUACCAGGUAACGAGCCUUGGAAGACGUACCGCUCCUUUGCUAGGAUGUGGUCGAAGAUCUGAGGCGCAACACGAAAAUUCUUGGAGAGCACAGACUUAGGGGUGUGUGCAAGCCAAUCUGAUAGGAGGAACGUUGAGUCUUCGCUGAAAUUGCCGUCGUCGAAGAUCAAAAGGAAUUCAGUACCGCCUUUACUAAGACCCUAUAACGAAUGAGGAUGCCCGGCUGGAAAGUACCAGAGGUCGCCUUUUUCAACUUCGCCGAUAUAGUUGCCGUCUUCCUUGUCGAGCGCGGUGACACGGACUUUGCCUUCGAGGACAUAAGCCCAUUCGCCUACUUUGUGCCAGUGGAGCUCAAGGAUGGCGCCUUCGUCAAGACGCAUGUUUACGCCGGGGAGCUCGAUGCUUGUUGGGAGCUCGCGGACAGUGGUUUGACGGGCCCAGCCGCCUUCCUAACAUGGUGU